This is a messenger RNA of Jatropha curcas, 1585 nucleotides long. Its product is annotated as Ras guanine nucleotide exchange factor K. NCBI's taxonomy places the organism in Eukaryota, Viridiplantae, Streptophyta, Magnoliopsida, Malpighiales, Euphorbiaceae. The record is from RefSeq and is a predicted model, not a curated record.
AUAUAUUUCAUUUCCCGCCUCAGGCAUGAUCCUACUCUAUUCUUUUAACCAUGAAUCCGCCAACCUCUUCUGGUGACGCACGUAUCCAUGUCCAGUUCUCCGAUUCACAUGUGACAUUACCUGAUCAAAACAAUGAAACAGAGCGUGCAAAUGUCCCCUUAUUACUACAGCCAUCAUAUGCAAGGUCCAAAUCCUUGCUCUUCGAUGAACUCCGCCACUUCCGAAUAAGUCUCAAAUGGUGCGCUCUUGAUCAUUCCUCUUGCCUAGGAAAAUUCAUAUCAUAUUUCACUUUCAUACUCUUCACCGUUGUUGUUCCCAUCAUAAGCUCCCUCUCUAUUAAAAUUCCAUCCUCGGAUGAUCCCAUAUCUUUCAACACGCUGGUGCAGUUGCCCGAGUCAGGCCUGGCCCUCAUUUCUUUCCUGACUCUAUCCGGCUUCUUUAGAAGGUAUGGUCUGCGGCAGCUACUGUUCCUGGAUGCUCUGCAAGACGAUCCUUUGUACGUUAGACGCGGAUACUCCCGGGAGCUUGACAAGGCUUUUCGCUUCCUGGCUUUCAUAUUACUGCCAUCUUUUCUUGUCGAACUGGCACACAAAGUCAUAUUCUUUGGGACGGUGAAAAUAACAUUGCCAUACGUGAGCUCAGGUGUUCCGCUGAAUUCUAUCAUGUUUGUGUUGGUAUUGUCAUCGUGGGUUUACAGAACAGGUGUGUUCUUAUUGGUCUGCAUUCUGUUUCGUCUGACUUGUGCGCUUCAGAUAUUAAGAUUUGAAGGUCUUCAUAAGUUGUUCGACGGAUGCGAAUCAGACGCCGGGGUCAUAUUUAGGGAGCAUGUUAGGAUUAAGAAACAGUUGUCUGCUACGAGCCACAGAUAUCGAUUUUUCAUUAUUGCUUGCUCUGUUACUAUCACCAUUAGUCAAUUAGGAGCAUUGUUGUUAGUUCUGUUAUUCAAGUCUGACAAAACUUUCAUCAAUUCAGGGGAUCUUGUGAUUUGUUCAGUGGUUCAGCUAAGUGGGUUCUUCUUAUGCAUACUUGGAGCAGCUAGAAUCACACAUAGAGCUCAAGGCAUCGUGUCCAUAGCGACUAGAUGGCAUAUGAUGUUGACAUCUGCAUCCGCCAGGUUAGACCAACGGAAAGCAAAUGUCCCAGACGCUACUGUUGAUGGUACUACAGUACCAGAUUCUGCCGAGGGUGAUUCGUCAGACAUUUUCAUCUCAACUUCCUCACAGGAAUCAUCUUCUUUCCAGACCAGGCAAGCUUUUGUGGCAUAUUUGCAACACAACCAUGGGGGGAUCACACUAUUUGGAUUUGCUCUCGACCGUGGAUUGCUUCAUACACUUUUUGCAUUUGAGUUCUCUCUGGUGCUGUGGAUUCUCAGCAAAGUAGUGGUUCUGUCUUGACCAAAUCCCUUUCGGAGCUUCCUUACUUCUCUACAUACCCUACGAUGAAUGAAAUUACUGUAUGUUAAUGUGAAAAUAUAUUGUUAAAGCUUUAAAUGCAAAUCACUAUUGUUUUAAAAUACCGUAAAAAAAACUUUAUGUAAUCACAAAUAUACAUCUUUUUUUUUGUUAGUAUUUCUUCGCAGAAAAAU